Molecule: messenger RNA, 1086 nt
Organism: Diabrotica balteata
Lineage: Eukaryota; Metazoa; Arthropoda; Insecta; Coleoptera; Chrysomelidae
Source: the annotation of a GenBank genome assembly
GAAUUCCAAAUAGAAACAGUUCUUAAUAAUGCUCCGAAUAUACGCCACCGUUUCAGUGCUAUGCCUUUUCGGCAGUUUCUUCGCAAAAGCGCAGUUCAACAACAUCACUGUUUUGAUACACAAAGGCAACUCGUCAGUGACUUUAAUGAAAACAGUAACGUUACUAAACGAAACGUAUAUAACAGAAAUCUUAAUAGAAGAGGAAGAUGUGCCAGUGUUGAAGACGGGAAUAUUCGACAGCUUGUUUCUACUUCAUACCGUAAACGUAAGGAAUACGAACUUAGUGACAUUACAACCGAAUAUCUUUGCUGGACUAAGACGGAUCAGAAAAAUCAAUUUUAACUUCAACAAGAUCCGUUUUGUACCUUCAAAUGUUUUUAAAAAUAUACCUGUGUAUAUAAUAGCUCUUAGAGGUAAUGGGAUAGAAACUAUCAGUGAAAACGCGUUCUAUAACCUCCAAAAUCUCAGAAAUUUGGACUUGGGCAGUAAUAAUAUCGAACUAUUGCCCAAAAAUCUUUUUGUUAACACCAAUAACCUCAAAUACAUCGAUCUGAGCUACAAUAAGCUAAGACACUUCCCUGCAGUUCCCUACAAACCGUAUCCUUUCUUUGACGUAGCUUUCGCCAACAUGGUACCGGAAGAACCAUCCUUUCUUGAUUUAAGUUACAAUAACUUCACUUUCAUCAGCUACUACCUCCUUAGAGGCAUCCACUACAUCGAUGAGUUGCGUCUGCACAACAAUAAUAUCAAAAUGAUCAGUGAGUAUGCUUUUGAUGAUUUCAAGAAGAUUAAUACUUUGAAUCUGGAUGGUAAUGAUCUGAACGAGAUAAGCGAUGGGUUGCUGGGUGUUCUUACUUACGUAGAGACCGUGAGGGUGGAAAAUAACCCAUGGAGGGAUAGAUUCGUGUGCAAAUAUAAAGACUGGUGUGAAAAACAUGAAAAAGUUAACUAUAUGGAGAUGAAGUGUCCUGUAAGACUGUAAUUAUAUUUAUAAUAGAAAUAAAGUUGUUUUAUUAAGUUAUUUAGCUUUUUUACUAAGUCACUCAUAAAAUAAUAAUAAGAAUAAAGAACAUUAAAAAAUGUUAA